Molecule: messenger RNA, 2331 nt
Organism: Colletotrichum phormii
Lineage: Eukaryota; Fungi; Ascomycota; Sordariomycetes; Glomerellales; Glomerellaceae
Product: ferric reductase like transmembrane component-domain-containing protein
Exons: 5
Coding region: 405-2207 (600 amino acids)
Biological process (GO): iron ion transport; intracellular iron ion homeostasis; copper ion import
Cellular component (GO): plasma membrane
Molecular function (GO): ferric-chelate reductase activity
Source: RefSeq, a predicted model, not a curated record
ACGCUGGAACUGCACCGAGGCAUGGGUGGUGCUUAUGUGCCGGAUGGGGAGAGUUAACGAGCUCAAAUGUGCUCAAAACCCUGGAAGUUGCAGCGCAGGAUUCCCGACUUCACGAAUCGAAAUAACGCGCUCAAUUGUACGUGGUAACCGGUUUGAUACCCUGAUAGUUCUCAAUAUCACAGCAGCAGUUUCCGCGAUGAGCAAUUACUAAUAUUCUAUUGGCGUGUUUGCCAAAAUCCGCAAUGUCUACUUCAGUAUCAUUUUAUCCACAGGCAAGGUGAUUAUCAGCGUGUCGCCAAGCACGAUGUUUAUGACACCUCUACUGUAAUCUCUCUUUCCCCAUCAUCUUUGGGCAGAAAUCCAUCCUCAGAAUUCUAGUUGAUCAAUCGACGCUUGACGCCAUCAUGUCCUUACCAUGGCUUAGCCAGCCGGUCAUGCUGCAUUCAAGCCGCGAUGCCGGAACUUGCUCAAUGACACCAGAGCAGUGCGCUUUCAAGACUGGCUACUGGGUAUUUUGGUACGAAGCUGAUCACCGAUACGGACUACCGACAGUUGCUUUCUUUGUAACGGCAAUACUGCUUGCAGCCAUUGCCAGCUUUGCCUCAACAUACGCCCCGUCAUCGUGGAGGAGAAACACAUUGUGGCUACGGAUUUUGUCUUCAGGACGUCUCCUGUCCUACAAAAACUGGAGGCUUGGUUUCUGGAACACACAGUCAUUAGGCACAUGCCUGCUUGGUGCCGCAGGUGCUGUGUUUUUCUUGGCAAUGACGCUUGGCCCCCAGCCCUAUUACUGGCCUAACACGAAAGAGCUCAGCUUCGGAAACUCGCCUCCGAUUGCCACCCGUGCUGGUUACAUGGCUUUGGCCUGUAUGCCAUUUCUCUUCAUUCUAGGUGCAAAAGCAAAUCCAAUUUCUGCCCUGACCGGUAUAUCUCACGAGAAACUCAACAUCUGGCAUAACUGGGUAGCAUGGGCUAUGUUUGUACUGGCACUUGUCCAUACGUUUCCCUUCAUCGUAUUCCACAUCUGGAAAGGGGACAUAGUCAAGCAGUGGAACGACGGAGGCAUUUGGGUUACAGGUGUUAUUGCAAUUCUAGCCCAAGCAUGGUUGACCUUCAUGUCUAUUCGCUGGAUCCGAGACCGAUAUUACGAGCUGUUCAAGGCGACCCACCUCUUUGCCGCCGCCGUCUUCUUCAUUUUCUUCUUCAUCCACUGCGACUUCCGUCUUACCUCAUGGGACUACUUCAUCGUCACAGCUGUGCUGUACGCUCUAUGCUUCUUCUACUCGCAGUUCAAAACCUUUAUGGAGCACGGUGUCAGCCACGCGCGAGUAUCACUGGUCACACCUCAUUGUCUAAAGGUAGUCAUAGAGACCAACACGCGAUGGACACCGGGCCAGCACGUUUAUCUGAGAUUUUUAACAGGCGGCAUUCACGCACUGACUGCUCACCCGUUUACAAUCUGCUCGAUCCCACGACAAGGCCAGCGAAGCGAAAUGGUCUUCUACAUCCAACCCAGAGGAGGAAUAACAGCUAGGCUUGCUGCAAUCGCUCAGAAAUCUCCCGAGGCAUCUGUUCAGGUUCUGAUUGACGGACCAUACGGCGGCGUUACGGAUCGAUGGUUUACUGGCUUCAAUCGGACGCUUGUUGUUGCUGGGGGUGCUGGAGCAGGAUUCUCUUUACCAAUGAUCGAAAAUUUCCUGCAAUACCAACACCAAGGAAUCGCGAACCCAGAGAUAGAAGUUAUCAUUGCAACCCGCGAUCUUGGGUUCCGGGAAUGGUACUGCAGAGCAUUGGACGACAUCAUUGCUCGACAUACCCAUAUCGAGGACACAAAGGCCCCAGUCAUUUCUAUCUCUUUCCAUGAGACCGGAACCUCGGUAGAAACCAGCUCGACUUCAUCCAACCCAGAGUCUCCGGCAUAUGGUAGAGACAAGGAGGUGAUGGAAAGGUCCGGGAAGUCUGCAGAGACUGGAUGGCAAUGCCCUUCGGGUUUUGUCAAUCUACAGAUAUACACUGGACGGCCAGAUUUAUCCGCGAUUUCUAGGCGAGCUGUUGACCAGCCGGGAAGCGUUGGCUUGGUGACCUGUGGCCCAGCAUCAUUAGUCUUCGACUUGGGUGAGAUUGCGGCUGAAGCCCAGAAACGCAUUCUGCAAGGUGGAAGUGGUGCCAGCGAGGUCUGGUUCUACAAGGAAAACUUUUCAUAUUAAACUCUCAAGCCACCAAGACAACUUUUAGUUUCAAGUGCUGCACAACUAUCCCAUCAACUGCUAGAUGGCGUCAGUACAAGCUACGUACUUUAAAUAAUCCGAUCUCACUUCCCUUAUAUUCGCC